AUGUCGACGGAUCCUCCUGGACCUGCCUUGGCCGCGAAAGAGGAGGAAGAGACGUCUCUUGUGUCGGCCGACUCUCGUGAAGCGGAGGACGAUGCGCCCAAGGCCAGCAGCACCCCGGCGUUGGAAGGCAGAGACACCCGUGCCCGGCGCGCUUCGGCCACGACGCCUGCGUCCGCGCGACGAACACGCAGGAAGAAGGACGACGACGACAAGAAAGCAGAGCCAGGGAAGGAAUCCAAGCCCAGAAGCCGGCGACCGCGUGAGAAGUCGACUGCCGCUACGUCCAACUCGAGUUCGCGCAAGAAGCCUAAGCUGGAGCAUCCUCCAGACCGGCAGUCGACAGGGCCCGAUCUCGUGACUCCAGCUCCCCCACCCGACGCCCAGCCGCCGCAGCCGCCGCAGCUUUCGUCGCACGCGGAGUCUCCCCAAAGAGGAAAUCAUGAAGCUAUUCCCGACCGUCCGCCCAAUGUUUCCGCUCCCGCUCCCGCUCCUGUUCCCACCUUCGAUCCUCCGUCGUAUCCCAUGGCGCAGUCUCUUCCGCCGCCUCAACCACCGCUGCCACCACAGCGCUCGAGUGGACAGAAUUAUGAUCCCAUCCGGUCCGCCUUCGAGAAUCCUUCUCCCGCUCCCCCUCCGGCCAUGACCCCGACUCCCAGUCACACUCCUGCUAUCCCCUCGCAUAGUUCCUUCAGUCCUCCUGCCCAUACCAUGUCGCCUGGGACGGCCUUCAGGGCGAGCGCGUCACCCGCAAUCUCCAGCAUCAUCGACCCCCCGGUCCCGGCAGCCUCAGUCCAACAGCAAUCGCAACCCAUAUACCCACAGGUGUCUAAAACGUCCCCCAUGCAAAAGCCAUCUACUAUGCCCUCUCCACGCACCGCGCAUGUCUCUUCGGCGCCAUCUUCUCUACCGGUUUCCUCCCCGAACCUAGUCCACCCUCAACAAGAGCAGCAGCACCUCCAGCAACAACAUCAGUAUCAAUCUCAACAGCAACCACAGCAGUCAUCCCUUCAGAAAUCACAGCCGCAGGAAUCUCCUUUACUACAGCAACCAGUCACCGUUGAUAUUGAAAUGAACGAUACUACUCAGUCGGCUGCGUCCAAAUUUACAGCGCCGUCUAAAAAAGAGAAGGGGGCAUCCAAUGGACUACCGUCCAACGCACAGUCGCCAAAGCCAUCACGCACGACCAAAGAUGCGCCGCCGCCUCUUCCUCAGGGCUCUGGGCUCAUUUCAGGUGCGCUCUUCGGAGUCGACGGUAGUACUGCUGCCUCAGGUUCACUGAAGACGGCGCCGAAUAUUAUUUUACACAUACCCCUACAUGGCCAGAGCAAUAAGGUGAUUAAUUUUGCUCGUAUGGCCGAAGAACAGUACGGCUUUGCUGCGCUCCAUCCGCGACUCGCGGCCCAGCGUGAGCGUCUGGCGCGCGUUGCGGCCGCCAGUGCUGCGCUAGAGAAAACAGAAAAGGUUGCCAAGGGUAUCUCGGCUGGUGAGAGUGCGGAGGAGGACCUCAGCGUGGACGCUGAGCCAGACAGUGACUUGGAUGCUGAUGUCUCUAUGGAGACGGGUGUUGGGCUCACAGCAGGGGGAAAUACUGCAGGUAGUGAAACAGCCCUCGGUAUGACAGCGGACGGCAAGAAGAAGCGCACCCGCAAGAAGAAGAUCGAGGAUUAUGAUAGGGACGAUCCUUUUGUCGACGACAGCGAGCUGGCCUGGCAGGAACAUGCCGCGGCAAGCAAGGACGGAUUUUUUGUUUACAGUGGGCCUCUCGUCCCAGAAGGAGAGAAGAUUCAAGUGGAAAGAGCCGACGGGACAAUCAGACGAGGUCGAGGUCGAGGUCGUGGGUCGGGCCGUGGUCGAAGCUCAAGUCAUCACCAGCCGCCUCUUGCAUCUGCAAUACCCAUCUCUCAAGAGACCGGGCUCCCAGUACGAGGGCCGGGGUCUCGUGGCGGCACCACAACCAGGAAGCCUCGCGUCACAAAGGCUGCUCGCAUUCAAAUGGAGCAGGAGAAGCAAGAGCGCGAACGGAUGGGCCUCGCUGUCUCCCACGAGGGAAGAGGCCGUGGAGGCUACAAUCGAGGCGGCGGUUCUAGUAGCCGAGGUGGACGGGGUGGUUCGAACGCCGCCGCUGGGAUGGUUGGUCUUGCUCCUGCACCGGCUCCGGGAACCACGCCUGGGCCACCACCCGCAUUUCCUCCGGGGCAAGGGAUUAUCAUGAGAUGA
This is a messenger RNA of Paecilomyces variotii, 2217 nucleotides long. RefSeq lists its product as hypothetical. Bases 1 to 2217 code for a protein of 738 amino acids. The record is from RefSeq and is a predicted model, not a curated record. The transcript has 2 exons. Lineage: Eukaryota; Fungi; Ascomycota; Eurotiomycetes; Eurotiales; Thermoascaceae.